CACCAAUUGUCUAUGGACUAGUUUCAAUUUGACGGCUGGCAAGUACAUCCGGCCUCCGAAGUUCGGGUCCUUUUUCACGCGUACGCCAUCGCUGGCGUAUGGUAGUUAUUUUAUUGAAAGAAAAAUCUAAAACCAUCCAAUAUGGUGAAUUUUACGGUGGACGAGAUCCGUGGGAUGAUGGACAAAAAGCGGAACAUCCGCAACAUGUCCGUCAUCGCUCACGUAGACCACGGCAAGUCGACCCUCACGGACUCGCUCGUGUCGAAAGCCGGUAUCAUCGCCGGUGCCAGGGCCGGGGAGACUCGCUUCACCGACACCCGCAAGGAUGAGCAGGACAGGUGCAUCACCAUCAAGUCCACUGCCAUCUCUAUGUACUUUGAGCUUGAGGACAAGGACUUAGUGUUCAUCACAAACCCUGACCAGUGCGAGAAGGGCCAGAAGGGUUUCUUGAUCAACCUGAUCGACUCCCCCGGGCACGUUGACUUCUCGUCUGAGGUGACAGCUGCCCUCCGUGUAACAGAUGGAGCCCUCGUGGUUGUGGACUGUGUUUCCGGUGUGUGUGUACAGACGGAGACUGUGCUGCGUCAGGCUAUUGCCGAGCGCAUCAAGCCCAUCCUGUUCAUGAACAAGAUGGACCGUGCUCUACUCGAGUUGCAGCUUGAGUCGGAAGAGCUCUACCAGACCUUCCAACGUAUUGUUGAGAACGUCAACGUCAUUAUCGCCACAUACUCUGACGACUCUGGCCCCAUGGGUGAAGUACGUGUGGACCCCAGCAAGGGUUCAGUAGGUUUCGGUUCCGGUCUCCAUGGCUGGGCCUUCACCCUCAAACAAUUCUCCGAGAUGUACGCCGACAAAUUCAAGAUUGACCUGGUCAAGCUUAUGAACAGACUUUGGGGAGAAAACUUCUUCAAUGGACAAACCAAGAAGUGGGCCAAGCAGAAGGACAAUGACAACAAGCGUUCCUUCUGCAUGUACGUGUUGGACCCCAUCUACAAGGUGUUUGAUGCUAUCAUGAACUUCAAGAAGGAUGAGAUCGAGAACCUCCUCAAGAAGAUUGGUGUCACCAUCAAGCACGAAGAUGCUGACAAGGACGGCAAAGCCCUACUUAAGGUAGUGAUGCGCUCGUGGUUGCCCGCCGGCGAGGCUCUGCUUCAGAUGAUUGCCAUUCACUUGCCCUCCCCCGUGGUGGCCCAGAAGUACCGUAUGGAGAUGUUGUACGAGGGACCCCAUGAUGACGAAGCCGCAAUGGGUAUCAAGAUGUGCGACCCUGAAGCCCCACUGAUGAUGUACGUGAGCAAGAUGGUGCCGACAUCCGACAAGGGUCGUUUCUACGCCUUCGGUCGUGUGUUCUCCGGCAAGGUCGUCACUGGACAGAAAGCCCGCAUCAUGGGACCCAACUUCCAGCCUGGCAAGAAAGAGGAUCUGUACGAGAAGACCAUCCAGAGAACCAUCCUCAUGAUGGGUCGUUACGUGGAGGCCAUCGAGGAUGUCCCGUCCGGUAACAUCUGUGGUCUGGUCGGUGUGGACCAGUUCCUCGUAAAGACUGGUACCAUCACCACCUUCAAGAACGCACACAACAUGAAGGUGAUGAAGUUCAGCGUGUCGCCCGUCGUGCGCGUGGCGGUCGAGCCUAAGAACCCCGCCGACCUGCCCAAGCUGGUGGAGGGUCUGAAGCGUCUGGCCAAGUCCGACCCCAUGGUGCAGUGCAUCAACGAGGAGUCGGGCGAGCACAUCGUCGCUGGCGCCGGAGAGCUCCAUCUUGAGAUUUGUCUUAAGGACUUAGAAGAAGACCACGCUUGCAUUCCAAUUAAGAAAUCCGACCCCGUCGUGUCGUACCGUGAGACAGUCGCCGAGGAGUCCGACCAGAUGUGUCUGUCCAAGUCGCCCAACAAGCACAACCGUCUCUUCAUGAAGGCCCAGCCCAUGCCUGACGGUCUGGCCGAGGACAUUGACGAGGGCCGCGUGAACCCCCGUGACGACUUCAAGACCCGUGCCCGCUACCUGACUGAAAAGUACGAGUACGACGUCACCGAGGCGCGUAAGAUCUGGUGCUUCGGCCCCGAGGGUACUGGCCCCAACAUUCUCGUGGACUGCUCCAAGGGAGUGCAGUACCUCAACGAGAUCAAGGACUCCGUGGUAGCCGGCUUCCAGUGGGCCGCCAAGGAGGGUGUGAUGGCCGAGGAGAACCUCCGAGGUGUCCGCUUCAACAUCUACGACGUGACGCUACACACAGACGCCAUCCACAGAGGUGGUGGACAAAUCAUUCCAACGACCAGGAGAUGUCUGUACGCUUGUCUGUUGACCGCCGCGCCCAGACUUAUGGAGCCAGUGUACCUUUGCGAAAUCCAGUGUCCUGAGAUCGCCGUGGGAGGUAUCUACGGUGUGCUGAACAGACGUCGUGGUCACGUGUUCGAGGAGUCGCAAGUGGCCGGCACGCCGAUGUUCGUGGUUAAGGCGUACCUGCCCGUCAACGAGUCGUUCGGCUUCACCGCCGACCUGCGCUCCAACACCGGCGGGCAGGCGUUCCCGCAGUGCGUGUUCGACCACUGGCAGGUGCUGCCUGGUGACCCGUGCGAGCCCGGCUCCAAGCCCUACGUUGUUGUACAGGACACGAGAAAACGAAAGGGGCUGAAGGAGGGUCUCCCAGAUCUAACUCAAUACUUGGACAAAUUGUAAACGCCAUAGCUAAUGCAAUAUUAUAUUAUGUAAUAUAAAAUGUACCAACAAAGCGCCUCACGCAUUAUACAAUUAUAUUUUUGUUUAUUAUUGUAUUAAUGUUUUUAAUUUACUGCAACACACGUUAGGGAACGUUACAUACGUACAGGUACUCUAGGCGACGCAAAACUAAAAUUCAACAAACAUCCUGUAUUUAAUUAUGGUUUAAAAAUCCCUUCGCAUACAUUUGUUUGUUAUAUGUAGUCGGGAAGGCAGGACAUUAUUAUAUUUUACUGUAAUUAAUUUUUAAAUUAUAAUUUUUCUAUUGUA
This is a messenger RNA of Aricia agestis (brown argus), 2985 nucleotides long. It is a transcript of the gene eEF2, whose product is annotated as translation elongation factor 2. Gene Ontology annotation, cellular component: ribonucleoprotein complex; cytosol. Bases 142 to 2676 code for a protein of 844 amino acids. The transcript is spliced from 15 exons. Gene Ontology annotation, biological process: translational elongation. Gene Ontology annotation, molecular function: GTP binding; GTPase activity; ribosome binding. The record is from RefSeq and is a predicted model, not a curated record. NCBI's taxonomy places the organism in Eukaryota, Metazoa, Arthropoda, Insecta, Lepidoptera, Lycaenidae.